GUCGACAUAUAUGUGAGAACUACUUCAUAGGGACACACCAACCUUUUCGCACUGAGCUGUCUCAGCCAAAAUGAAGUUCCCGACCCUGCCCGAGGUAGAUAAACGUGACCGCGAUGAGCCCACCGAUACAUUGAUCAAGUCAUUGCUUGAUGAGGAGCAGGCCAGCAAGAAGCAGAAGAAGGGAGGCGAAAAUGCGGGACCGUCGACAGCGGCGCCAGCUCCCGUGCGGAGAGGCAAGACGCUUGCAGAAAUUGAAGCUGAGGAGGGCGGCCCUGUCAAGGAAAGCCUGGUCGGCAUGGCCCACACGCGACGAGCCGAGAACCGGAAGAAGCGCGAGGAGCGGGACAUAGGCGACACGGACGUGUCCGUCGCCAACACGGAGCGUUUUGAAAAGGAGGGCCUUGAAGUGGAGGAAGAGGAUGGUAUCCAGUUUGAGCCGUUCAACUUGAAGGCGGAGCGCGAGGAGGGUGUCUUCGAUGCUGAUGGCAACUACGUCUACAAGAAGAAGGAAGGCGAGGAGGGCGAGGACGGCAAGGACGCUUGGCUCGCCUCGGAGGAGGCCAAGGUGGUCAGCGAUGAGGUCCGUAAGCGGAUAGAGGAGCAGCGCGCAAGGGCGGAGGUGGCGCAGCGGCAGGCGCCGCUGACAGAGCGGCAGAUUGCACAGCGGAAAGCCGACAUGGCUGCACUCAUGCUCCCCGGAGAGACCGUCACCCGCGCACUCAAACGCCUGGGCGGCGGCGGCGGCGCAGCCGGCGGCGCCGCGGGCUUGGGCCGUGCCAUGGGUAAACGCGAGCGCGCCAGGCUGCAAGCGCAGCAGGCGGCGGUGGCGGCGGGCGCCGCCGACGGUGAGGCUGGCAACCAGGCGCAGCAGCAGCCCCAGCAGGAGGGGGAGGCGGCGGCGGAGGCGGCGGCGGCGCGACAGGCGGCAUUUGUACGGCUGACGGAUCUGGCGGACGACCUGCUCAGUGAGGGCGAGAUGGAGAUCUACGGCUGUACGACGGAGGAGCUGAUUCGGUCCGCGCGCAUGUGGCUGCCGCAGCUGGCGGCGGCGGCGGCUGGGCAGGCGCCGGCGGCGGCAGCGGUCGGCGCCGCGGGCGCGGUGGCGCCGGCGGCGCCGGGCGAGGGCGUCAAGUCGGUGGCGGUAGACAGCGAUGAGGACAUGUUUGGGGACAGCGAUGAUGAGGGCAAGAAGGGGUCGAAGAAGGAAAAGGAGGUGACGGCGGUGGCGACGCCCACGGCAUCGGCGGCGCCAGCCGCCGCGCCCGUGGCGGCAGCGCCGCCAGCAGCGCCGGCGGGGGUGCCGUCAGGCGGCGGUGGGCCGGGGGCGCCGCCGGCUAAGAAGCAGCGACGGGAGGCUGGCGGCGACGGGGAGGAGGUGGACUACGGCAGCUGGCCGGUGAAGGAGCUGAAGCGCUUGCUGCAGGAGCGCGGCGUGGACGCCAGCAGCAUCGUGGAGAAGGGCGACCUCGUGGCGCGAGUGAAGGAGGUGCUGGCGGCGGCGGCCGUAGCAGCGGGGCCCGGCGGCAGUAGCAGCGGCGGGCCGGGCGGCAGCAGCAGCGGCGGGCCGGGCUCGUUUGAGGCGCCGGCGGGUUAUGUGUUCGAUCCUACGAGCGGCUAUUUUUUCAGCGAGGCCAGCGGCAUGUUUUAUGAUACCAGCACUGGCGGCUACUGCCAGGCCUCCACAGGAAAGUGGUACUAUCUGGACGCAGGGAGCGGCAGCUUCGUGGAGUGGAAGCAGUAGCGGCUGUAGCGGCUGUAGCAGUGGCCGCUGUGGUGGAGGGGCGGUGGGAGCAGUAGCAGCUGCGGUGGAGGGGCGGUGGGGGCAGUAGCAGCUGCGGUGGGGUGGCAGUGGGGGCAGUAGCUGUCAGCAGCAGCCGCGGCGGGCGAGUGUCGAUGCCUUUGACGAAUGGCCGCGCUGACGGGGCGAGGGCGGGGGCUUGGGCGGACGGACACGUGCGUGUCAGGGUGGGCCGGCCGGUUGCAGGCGCGUGAUACUGCGUUACAUGGAGGAACUUGCGGUUGAGUGCGGUUGAAAGAGGAGGAGGAGGAAUGGGGCGUGAGGAUGCUGGCGUACGUACGUGCGUAUGUGUUCUUGCACUACCGUAUUCUGUGCCUACUGGGGGGCUGGUGGCCACUGCGUGCCGUAGCGGACCAGGCUUGUGCAAACACGUUUCCAGCACGGCAGUGUGGCGCUCAUAUGACGCCGGUCGCCUGAUUGCAGGUGCGCUAUCACUCUGCGUCGCGCGCGGUGUGGCGUCGUACAAUGUCUGCGUGGUGCUGUCGCCUGGCCGGGCGCCCGGAGCGUGAGGAAUGCGCGUCAGCAAACCUCUA
This is a messenger RNA of Chlamydomonas reinhardtii, 2331 nucleotides long. RefSeq lists its product as uncharacterized. The transcript is spliced from 3 exons. Gene Ontology annotation, cellular component: U5 snRNP. The coding region runs from base 71 to 1741 and encodes 556 amino acids. NCBI's taxonomy places the organism in Eukaryota, Viridiplantae, Chlorophyta, Chlorophyceae, Chlamydomonadales, Chlamydomonadaceae. The record is from RefSeq and is a predicted model, not a curated record.